AUGCCUGUUUUCCUAUACCUGCUGCCUCUGCUUCUACUACUACUAGUAUUUGGACUUGCUGUUAUAUGCAGUGAUGCAGCAGCACUUGUUCCCAAUGUUGAACAUCCUACAAAUUGCAUAGAGAGUGAGAGAGUGGCCCUUUUUUAUUUCAAGAAGAACAUUAUUGAUCCAUACAACAAUCUCUCUUCCUGGGUAGGACAUGCCUGCUGUUCUUGGCAUGGUGUUCAAUGUGACAACACAACUGGCAACAUUGUAGGACUGGCCCUGGGCCAGCAGGGAUCAGUAAUUUUCCAUCUGCAGGGAGGUGAGAUCUCUCCAACUUUGCUUGCUCUUCAACACUUGAAUUAUCUUGACUUGAGCGGGAAUGACUUCAGAGGAACAAAUGUUCCAUCAUUCAUCAGCCAUUUCAAGCAGUUGAAGUACCUCAACCUUGCCAGAGCUGGCUUUGGAGGACCUGUUCCUUCAAGUUUUGGAAAUCUCUCUAGUUUACAGACUCUUGACCUCUCAGAUAAUUAUGGAGUUUAUGUUGAUGAUCCUUCUCAUCAAUGGCUUUCUCAUCUUACUUCAUUGCAACACCUUGUUUUCAGUGGUGUCACCUUUAGCAGUCACUCAUCCAAUAGUUUGUUUCUAGCUCUGAACAAACUUCCUUCCAUAAAUGAGAUACGUCUGUCUGGGUGUCAGCUUCAAAGUAUUCCUCCUUCCAUUCCCCAUCUGAACUUCUCAUCUCUCUUAUUUCUUGAUCUCUCGUUCAAUUCCAUCAAUUUCCCAGUUUUUGAUCUCUCGUACAAUUCUACCAAUUUCCCAGUGCCUCCCUGGUUAUUCAAUCUCAAAAGCCUUGAAUAUCUAGAUCUCAGUAACAAUAUUUUUGGGUCAUCUAUCUCUGCAGAUUAUUUGUCCAGUAAUUUUAGUACUGUCUUACCUAAAGGCAUAGGCAAUCUUUGUAACCUGAAAACUCUUGAUCUGUCCAACAGCAACAUGGGAAUGAGACUAGCAGAACUCAAUUUUACUGGGUGUAUUAAGGAUAGUCUGACUCAUUUGCAUUUAAGCGAUGCUAAUCUUGAUGGAGAUAUACCAGACUGGAUGGGGGACAUAAAAGAUCUCAAGGUCCUUGAUCUCUCAGAAAACUCACUCUCCGGCUCUUUGACUUCAUCCAUUGUGAGACUCUCCCUUUUGGAGACAUUAAAUCUUUUUUCAAACAAAUUAAAUGGCACUUUACCAGUGGAAAUUGGAAAACUUACAGAGCUGGAAAGUUUGGAUCUUGGUGAGAAUCAGAUGCGCGGUGCUAUAACUGAAGCACACUUUUCUAAUCUGCAGAAGUUAAAUGUGCUUCGUAUGCAGUCCAAUUCAUUCGUUUUCAAUGUGAGUUCUAACUGGAUUCCACCUUUUCUUCUCCAAGAAUUGAGAAUCAGGUCUUGUUCAGUGGGCUCAGAAUUUCCAACAUGGCUCCAGACGCAACACAAGUUGAAUGUACUUGACAUAUCUAAUACAGGAAUCUCAAGCACUGUCCCAGACUGGUUUUGGAACCUGGUUAGCGUCAAUCUUGCAGAGAUGUACAUGUCUGAAAAUCAGAUUGAGGGAAUGCUGCCCAAGUUCUCAACUUCCAUGCAGCUGAAUACCAUUGAUCUUUCUUCCAAUCGGUUCUAUGGACCUCUACCAGGUUUUCUGGGUUCAUCCAUCUCCUACAUAAAUUUUUCCAAUAACUCAUUCUCAGGAGCUAUACCAGAUUCAAUAUCUUAUCUUCCUCAACUAGCUCAACUUCGCUUGAGCCAUAACAAAUUGUCUGGGGAAAUUCCUGCCAUACUGAAGAAUUGCAGUCAACUUGAGGUUCUUGAUCUCGGUUACAACAACUUUACUGGAAGUAUACCAAUUUGGGUUGGAAAAAGCUUAUCAAGAUUAGUUGUUCUCAUCUUAAGAGCAAAUACCUUUAGUGACCACAUCCCACAGGAACUUUCUCAACUAAAGUAUCUACAAAUCCUUGAUUUGUCACGCAAUAAUUUUUCAGGUCCCAUCCCUGUGAGUUUUGGCAACCUCAGUGCCAUGCAAAGCCUUUUCAAUUCUGAUCUUUUAUGGUAUGGUAUUUUAGGAGUCCAAGAUACAAUAAUGGUGGCAUCCAACGGGAAAGAAAAGGAAUAUUCCCAGCGUCUUCUUCCAUAUGUGAAAAUCAUGGACCUCUCCAACAAUGUGUUGACAGGGGGCAUCCCUCAAGAGCUUGCAAGUUUGUAUGGUCUACAGAGUUUGCACCUCGCAGGAAAUCAGUUAGAAGGUGAGAUCCCAGACAAGUUGGGUCAGUUACAACAACUUGAAUCACUAGACUUGUCAAGAAACAAACUCUCUGGGAGCAUACCUUCAACCUUCUCAAACUUGACAUCCUUGAGCGACUUCAAUGUAUCUUAUAACGACUUGUCAGGGAAAAUACCAUCAGGCAACCAGUUCAACACCUUCACAGACCCUUCCAUUUAUACUGGUAAUCAUCUUUGUGGAUUCCCUUUAACUGACAAUUGUACUAAAGGUGGCGGACCAAUUCCGACAGAGCCAAGUGAUCAUGGAAAUGAAGAAGAUGAUGAUAAAGAGAUGGUAUGGAUGUACAUUGGAUCCUUGUCAGGAUUUGCAGUUGGAUUCUGGACUAUCUGGGGUGUCUUGAUCUUCAAAAAGAAGUGGAGAUACGCCUACUUUCGGUACACAGACACUUCUUGUGACAAUAUCCAUGUCUGGGUUGUUGUCAACUUUGCGAGGAUGAAGAGCAAGAUCAUGUCAAAGUCAAAUCACUAG
Dioscorea cayenensis subsp. rotundata (Guinea yam) is the source of this 2769-nucleotide messenger RNA. Its product is annotated as receptor-like protein EIX2. The coding region runs from base 1 to 2769 and encodes 922 amino acids. The record is from RefSeq and is a predicted model, not a curated record. The transcript has 2 exons. Gene Ontology annotation, molecular function: protein binding. NCBI's taxonomy places the organism in Eukaryota, Viridiplantae, Streptophyta, Magnoliopsida, Dioscoreales, Dioscoreaceae.